Messenger RNA from Gekko japonicus, 1158 nucleotides. RefSeq names its product microtubule associated tumor suppressor candidate 2 (gene MTUS2). Bases 142 to 1158 code for a protein of 338 amino acids. The record is from RefSeq and is a predicted model, not a curated record. Gene Ontology annotation, cellular component: cytoplasm; nucleus. Lineage: Eukaryota; Metazoa; Chordata; Lepidosauria; Squamata; Gekkonidae. The transcript has 9 exons. Gene Ontology annotation, molecular function: microtubule binding.
CAGACCACAAGUUGUGGCAGUUGUGAGCAGCUCACCUCUUCCUUUGGUGGUGGUGGUGGUGGGGUGCCUUCUUGCUGCUUAGGAAUUAAACACUCUGAGAGUCUGAAUGAAGCUGGUUGCUUUUUCAGCAAGCCUACCAGGAUGGGCCACGGCUGCUGCAAGCUUUAUUACUGCCUGGACAAGACGAAUGAAAAUGCCCUUGUGAAAGAAAAGGAACUCUCAGCUGAACUUGCAAACAUCAAAGAUGAAGUCGCCCUCAGUGCAGCAAAAUAUGAGAAAUUACAAAAAGAGAAGGAGGAGCUGGAAAGGAGGCUUGAGGGUGAGCUGAAGAAACUCAGCUGGCAACAGCACGAAGAGCUCCAGGAGCUGGAAGAGCGACUGCAGUUACAGUACAGUGCUGAAAUAGAGCGUCUACAAGAGGAACACCAGACACAGAUUGUCAGGCUCAAGACUCGACACCAAGAACAGGUGGAAGACAUCACAGCAAUCCAGGAAGCCACCGUGUUAGAGAUGGAAAAUAACCACAUGGUUGCUGUCGCAGGGCUUAAGGAUGAAUACGAGAGCCGUGUCCAAGAACUGAAAUCAUCCCACGAAGCGGAAAAGAGAGAACUAGAAGAAAAUUUUGAGAAGCUGCGCCUGUCACUCCAGGACCAGGUAGAUACCCUCACCUUUCAGAGCCAGACUCUGAAGGACAAAGCAAAACGGUUUGAAGAGGCGUUAAAGAAAAACACUGAAGAACAGCUAGAGGUGGCACUCGCUCCCUACCAGCACUUAGAGGAAGACAUGGACAGCCUUAGACAGGUUCUGGAGAUGAAGAAUCAGCUCAUCCAUCAACAGGAAAAGAGGAUCAUGGAGCUAGAAAAGCUGGCUGAGAAGAACUUAAUACUGGAAGAAAAAAUCCAGGUCCUUCAACAGCAGAACGAGGACCUGAGCGUCAGGAUCGAUCAGAACACUGUGGUGACAAGACAGUUAUCAGAAGAAAAUGCCAAUCUCCAAGAAUAUGUUGAGAAAGAAACAGAGGAGAAAAAGAGGCUCAGCCGAACUAAUGAAGAACUGCUGUGGAAGCUGCAGACGACAGAGCCCCAGAGCCCCGUGAAACUGUCUCCUACGUCCCCGACCCGGAUUUACCGCUCCUCAUCCGGACCGCCCAAGUGCUGA